AUGAAGGGCAUGAAUCUACAAUUUAUUGCCCCAAUUGUGCAAAAUGGGGAGAAAAUGGUGAAGCUCGAAGCUGAUGAUGUGGAACAGGAGACUGAAAAAUGGAAAAAUGCCAUUGUCAUAUAUGUAAUAGGUGAAUCACCCUCAAUUGGAGCUAUGGACAGAUUUGUGAAUUCAAUGGGUAAGUACUCAGCGAAACCUCAGAUCUACUACCACAAUGAAGACUAUUUCAUUAUACGAUUCAGUAGUAUUGAGGAAAGGGACCAAGUCUUGUACUCAGGACCACAUACGAUCAAUAAUCGACCAAUAAUUAUGAAGGCAUGGUCGGAGGAGUUCAACCUACAUGAUGAGGUGCUAAAGACAAUCCCAUUGUGGGUUAAGCUGCCUAAUUUACCUGUUAAUUGGUGGAGUAUGACUGCUUUAAGCAAAAUAGAAAGUGCCCUGGGUAACCCUAUUUAUGCUGAUGAGUGUAUGACUGGAGCAGUAAGGAUUUCAUAUGCUCGAUUACUAGUAGAAAUGGAUAUCACUAAGCCCCUUCCAGGACAGGUGAAACUUCAGGAUCCUAAAGGGAAGGAGAUGAUGCAGGUGGUGGAGUAUGACUGGGAACCUAAAUACUGCAGUAAGUGUUUGAAAAUAGGUCAUGACUAUGCUGAAAACAGGAAGCCAAUGCAACAACAAAGAAAUAUACAGCAGAAGAAGGCUAAUAAGGGUAGAAUGAUAUGGGUUAGAGCAGAUAAAGAAGAAGGAAACGAAAAUAAGGAAAAAGACCAGACAAAAGAAUGCUCAGGACAACAAAGGACUGAGACAGAUCAAGGGAGAGAUGGAAUGCAAAACAAGGAAGCAUGA
Molecule: messenger RNA, 843 nt
Organism: Nicotiana attenuata
Lineage: Eukaryota; Viridiplantae; Streptophyta; Magnoliopsida; Solanales; Solanaceae
Exons: 1
Coding region: 1-843 (280 amino acids)
Source: RefSeq, a predicted model, not a curated record